Molecule: messenger RNA, 2467 nt
Organism: Mugil cephalus (flathead mullet)
Lineage: Eukaryota; Metazoa; Chordata; Actinopteri; Mugiliformes; Mugilidae
Product: cytochrome P450 3A27-like
Exons: 14
Coding region: 141-1640 (499 amino acids)
Molecular function (GO): oxidoreductase activity, acting on paired donors, with incorporation or reduction of molecular oxygen; iron ion binding; heme binding
Source: RefSeq, a predicted model, not a curated record
GUGAGGCUGAUAAUACCUCUGUUGUUUUCCACCAACACACUGGGUCACACUGGAGGUUUUAUGUAACACAAGCCACUUCCUGUCCAAGUGUGUUCAAGGCAAAGCGAAGAUCGUCACAACUUGACCGAGCAACAGGAGCCAUGGAGUAUUUUCCUUCCUUCUCCUUAGAAACAUGGAUUCUACUGAUCACAUUCGUCUGUUUAUUUGUCAUGUAUGGCCAGUGGACAUUUGGAGUGUUUGAGAAGAUGGGGAUCCCAGGUCCCAAGCCGUUUUUGUACUGGGGGACACUUGCUAGGCACGACAUCGUUUACUACGUAGAUGACACACAGUGUGCUCAAAAGUAUGGGAGACUCUGGGGCAUGUACGAGUUCAGGAGACCCUUGCUGGCUGUGAUGGAUCCUGACAUGUUGAAAACCAUCCUGGUGAAGGAGUGCUUCACGUAUUUUACCAACCGCAGGAACUUGGGUCUGAACGGGGAUCUCUACGACACUGUGUCCAUCGCUGAGGAUGAUCUGUGGAGACGGAUCCGUAACAUCCUCAGUCCCACAUUCACGUCUGGCCGUCUGAAAGAGAUGUUCACAAUCAUGAAACAUCAGUCCUGCAAACUGAAGGAAAGCCUGCAGGCGCACAGCAAUGAAGUCAUCAGUGUGAGAGACUUCUUCGGACCUUACAGUCUGAGUGUGAUGGUGAGCUGCCUCUUCAGUGUGGAUAUGGAUUUAAUGAACAACCCUUCAAGUCCCUUCAUCACUCAUGCGUCAAAGAUGUUCAAUUUCUCCACGCCUCUCGUGAUGUUCCAGGGAUUCUUCCCGUUCUCUCUUCCUCUGUUGGACCUGAUGGGUUUCUCCCUGUUCUCCAAGUCCUCUGUUGCCUUCUUCAAAACGAUUUUGGACGAGAUCAAAGCAGAACGCAAAGGCAGCUCAUCCCAGAAAAUGGGUGACGUGCUUCAGUAUAUGCUCGACUCCCAGAGCACCAAGGACCCCAAGAGAGAAAAGCAGGGUCUGACCGAUCACGAGAUCCAGUCCCAAGCGUCCAUGUUUGUGUUCGCCGGCUACGAGACGAGCGCCUUGACCCUCCUUUUCUUAGCCUACAAUUUGGCGAGAAAUCCUGACGUCAUGGAACGCCUGCAAAUGGAGAUAGACGCCACGUUCCCAGACAAGGCUCCAGUGGACUACGAGGCUCUGAUGCAGAUGGAGUACCUCGACUGCGUGGUUCACGAGAGUCUGAGGCUCUACCCUCCAGCUGCACGCUUGGAACGAAUAGCUAAAGAAACGGUCAAGAUCAACGGAAUCCAAGUCCCAAAAGGCAUGACUGUCAUGGUCCCAGUCUACGCUCUGCACCGUGACCCCGAGCUGUGGCCAGAACCCGAGGAGUUCAGACCUGAGAGAUUCAGUAAAGAGAACAAGCCCAAGAUCAACCCGUACACUUACCUGCCGUUUGGGAUCGGGCCGAGGAACUGCUUGGGGAUGCGAUUCGCUCUGGUGAUGGUUAAACUGGCCAUGGUGGAAGUUCUGCAGAACUACAGCUUCUCAGUCUGCGAGGAGACAGAGAUCCCUUUGCAGAUGAACCCUAAAACCUUCAUUGCACCGCUUCGACCCAUCAAACUAAAGCUGGUGCCUCGUUCGGACAGCCCAGCGAACUAGGAAGCGCAGAGAGAUGUGUCCUUUGGGGAUAACGAUGCUUUGCUUUGAAUUUAUUCCGUUAGCAGCUGAAAAUGCCACGUCACAGCAAGCGAAGUCUGCACAGCAAAAAAAAAAAACAGCUAUAAGAAACAGGAUGUGCAACAUACCACUGUAGAAGUCUUUAUAUAAAUGGAAUUGAUAUCCUGUAUCUAUCUAAAUGCACUAAUAGACACAUUCAGAGAUAAUUUUUAUAACGCUGAGGAAAUUACACCACGUGGCAAUUUUUUCUGGAACGCUAUUUUUACAGAUAUUAAUUGGCACUGGAAAUGGCUCAUUCCCUUUAAAUUGUGUGUCACAAAGAAUUACAUUUCAAAAUAUUACAUAACAUAUGCCCAUCUAACACGUAGGCAAAUGCACCUUUUGUAAAAAUUAACCUGAAAGUGUCACUCAUUUGUUUUAUGGUUGCUUAUAUAGCGAUACAUUUUUAGAGAGAACUUGAAAACUACAUACUGUGCAAAACAAGAUAUUAAAUUAACAUUGAAGGGAAGACCAUUAUUACUUAUUUACUCAUUGCUUAGUGCUUUUUUCAAAUUCAAAGAAAGAAAAUUAUGUACCAUUGUAAAUUUCACAUCCAUAAAUGUAAAAUCAUCUCCACAGUUUAAGUUGUUUGAAGUGGAUUCAGGCUUAAUCUUCAAUUAAUCACAAAUAUAAAAUGUGUAGCUUUGAUGGAUAUCUGUUCUGAGGUUUACAAACAAUAAGUGUCACAGAAAUGAUGCAGUCUUGUUCUUUUCUCCUUGGUCUCUUAUUUGGCGCCGCUGUUAAUAAACCAAUGUUAUUACCACAAUGAA